CCCCGAAGACCCCGCCCAUGUCCUGGGCGGGGCGAAGGGGCACGGGCUGGGGGAGUUACUAGAGGCCCAGUCUCCGCGCCCCUACUCCGCCGCCUGGUAUUCACCUCGCCAUGGUCCUUCUGCCUCUGCGCUGUCUCUUCUGGGGCUCCUUGUUGACCGCCGUCCACCCAGAACACACUGCAUGCAGAGAAAAGCAAUACCUAAUAAACAGUCAGUGCUGUAAUUUGUGUCCGCCAGGAGAGAAACUGGUGAAUGACUGCACAGAGACCAUCAACACAGAAUGCACUCGCUGCAAAACAGGCGAAUUCCUAGGCACUUGGAACUCAGAGAGACACUGUCACCAGCACAAAUACUGCGAUCCCAACCUAGGGCUCCGGGUCCAGAGGCAGGGCACCUCAGAAACAGACACCACUUGCACCUGCCAUGAAGGUCUCCACUGUACCAGCAAUGCCUGUGAGAGCUGCACCCUACACACCUUGUGCCCCCCUGGACUGGGAGUCAAGUGGAUUGCUACAGGGGUUUCUGAUACCAUUUGCGAUCCCUGCCCUGUCGGCUUCUUCUCCAAUGUGUCAUCUGCUUUGGAAAAGUGUCACCCUUGGACAAGCUGCGAGACCAAAGGCCUGAUGGAGAUUCAGGCGGGGACUAACAAGACGGAUGCUGUCUGUGGUCCCCCACCUCGGAUAAGAGCCUUGGUGGUGAUCCCCAUCACGAUGGGGAUCCUGCUUGCUGUCCUGUUGGUGUCUGCCUGUGUCAGUGAGUCCCCAGGAAAAGUGGCCAAGGAGCCAGAGAAUAAGUUUAUGUGGCAGGACCCCGUGGAGGACCUGGAGGAUCUUCCUGGGCCCGCCCAGUCCAUUGCUCCGGUACAGGAGACCUUACACGGCUGCCAGCCGGUGACCCAGGAGGACGGCAAAGAGAGCCGCAUCUCGGUGCAGGAGAGAGUAUGAGGCAGCGCGUGCCCAGGAGUGUGGCAGCAGGAGAAGACGGGCGCGCGGCCGCAGAGCCUGGGGAGCCUGGAGCUGCCGCUGGGGCUGCUGCGCUGGGCGUCAGGGGGCGGGGCACCCCCCCUCCCCCGCGCACCCCUGUGGUGCAGAGACCGAGAACCUUCCACCCCCGCCCCGGAGCCCAGGCCAUCUCCCAAGUUGCUUUUAAAGAUGAAGGCGAAACUUUUUGGCGGCCAUGUAGUAAUACCCACCAAACCCUCCAACUCAGCAGUUCAGUGCCCGGAGAGAUGAUCGUGGUGGUUUCUAGGAGCCCAGGAAGACAUAUACGCGAAUAUCCGUUGCGGCGUUGUUUGUGAUAGUGGACGACUAGAAGCCACUUAACUGUCCAUCAGCAGGGGACUGGCUAAAUAAAAUUGUAAUAUAUUUAUACAACAGGAUCUCAAAAACUGUCGUGGAAAAAAAAAAAAGCAGGUUGCAGAAUGAUGGGUCUGGAAACUUUUUUUUUUUUAAAGCGCAUACCCCCAAACAAUAGGAUAUAUCAUCCAAGGAUACGUGUGUAAACAUAACAUACCAAUGUAUAUGUAGGUAUGACAAGUGUUCUGGAAGGAUACACAGAAAACGCACAGCUUCAAGAGUUGUGAUGUCUGGGUUGGGGAAGAAGGGUUGGGGAAGGGUUAAACGAAGAUUUGACUUUUUUCCCCCAAAAAGAGAGUGAGUUCAUAUAAUCCUUAUGUAAUUAAAGUCAUCAGGGGCGCCUGGGUGGCUCAGUCGUUAAGCGUCUGCCUUCGGCUCAGGUUAUGAUCCCGGGGUCCUGGGAUCCAGCCCGGCGUUGGGUUCCCUGCUGGGGGGAAGCCUGCUUCUCCCUCUCC
Molecule: messenger RNA, 1810 nt
Organism: Zalophus californianus (California sea lion)
Lineage: Eukaryota; Metazoa; Chordata; Mammalia; Carnivora; Otariidae
Gene: CD40
Product: CD40 molecule
Exons: 9
Coding region: 111-944 (277 amino acids)
Biological process (GO): positive regulation of angiogenesis; positive regulation of interleukin-12 production; positive regulation of blood vessel endothelial cell migration
Cellular component (GO): external side of plasma membrane; CD40 receptor complex
Molecular function (GO): signaling receptor activity; antigen binding; protein binding
Source: RefSeq, a predicted model, not a curated record